UAUUUUAUAGAAUAAACGCUCAGGAUUAUAUAUAACGAAACUAAUAUAAAAUAUAAUAUAUUUAUUAAUAAAAAUUAUGAGUAAAAUUAAAAUUGAGGUCGGUAGAAUUCUAUAAAUGGCAAAUAUUGUGGUCUACCCUUCUCUAAACCUUCUUCUUCCUCCUAAACCCUCUCCACUCUCUUCACUCAAUCUCCGGCUUCUUCCGCAUAAUGCAACUCCGGUGAAAACUCCUCCUCCUCCUCUUUGUUUCUCUGUUCGUUUUCUGCAGCUUUUUUCUCCUUUCAGAUAUUAAUAAUACCACUUUAAUCUUCUAUCUUCCACGAGUAUUCUUCACGCUUUAUAGAAACCUCUUUAUUCUUCUAUAGAUAAAGGAAUCUCGAAAUCUCCUCUUUUUGCACGCUCUCAUCCUUUUCAAUGCGAAUCUGAUAAACUCACACAAAUUGAUUUUAAGCAGCUAACUGUCUUGGAAAAUCGAGAAGUUAUGACACCAGAGAAGCGUACUGUGCACAAAACUACUGUUACAAUGGUUACCAAUUUGUUACCGGAAAAAUGUUCUCGGCGGAAGUCUCCGGUGGUGAAUAGCUCCACUGUAGGUCGUAGAGUCGUGAGGAUGUCGGUGACUGACGCUUAUGCCACUGAUUCUUCCGGUGACGAAGAAGCAGAACUGAUUCGUCGGCGAAGAGUCAGGAAAUUUAUCAACGAGGUCACGAUUGAAGCUGGAUCAAGAGAUGGUGAUACUGUUAAUAAGAAGGUGAAUAAAACCGGAGAUAAAUUGAGGAAAAAGGCAGCUCCGGCGGAGAAACGGUUGAAGGUCGGUUCAGGUAAGAAGUUUCGCGGCGUAAGGCAACGGCCAUGGGGGAAAUGGGCGGCGGAGAUUAGAGAUCCGAUGCGUCGUGUCCGGUUAUGGCUUGGUACUUUUGAUACUGCUGAAGAAGCUGCAAUGGUGUACGACAACGCAGCUAUCCAGCUUCGUGGUCCUGAUGCGCUCACGAACUUCACUGUUCCACCAUUACCGGAGAAGAAACCUUCACCUGUUUCUGUUUCCUCCGGUUACAACGAAACCACAUCACCGAAAUCCGUUCUCUGUUUCCCCUCAACUUCAACCGACGAGUCAGCAACUGAGUCAACUCACAACAGUACUUUCAACACCACAUCACAUGAAGCUUCGGAUAUCACCGGAGUUCCCGAUACCUUUUCCGAUUUCCGGCCGUUCGACGACCAUUUCUCCACCUCCGAUUACUACGACUUCCAAAGUAUGUUCGACCCGACAACCUUACAGGUUUCUACACUGUUUCAAGAUGCUGACCCGGUGGACAUGUUUUUCGGGUCGGGUAAAGAUUUUUGUAUCGGGUCUUCGUCUUCACCCGAAGACGACUAUCAGCAUGAGUACAGUGAUAUAUUAGGAUCGGAUCCUCUUGUGGUUCUUUAAAACCGGGUUCCAUAGGAUAAAUAUUUUAUAUUUAUUUAAAAUUUUGAGUGUAGAAAUAUCUAGUUGACCUUCGUUACAUUUAACGGUAACGGACGAGUGUGAGUGUGUUUUUUGAAAUGGUUUUGAAGUUACUUAACGGCGUUAUUUGUCAUCUAUUGUAAUGCACGUGGUAGUGCACGUGAAGGCAAAUGCCAUGGCGUUUUAUCAUUUAGUAAGUAUUAUAUUUCA
This is a messenger RNA of Lactuca sativa (garden lettuce), 1657 nucleotides long. Its product is annotated as ethylene-responsive transcription factor CRF2. Gene Ontology annotation, biological process: regulation of DNA-templated transcription. The record is from RefSeq and is a predicted model, not a curated record. NCBI's taxonomy places the organism in Eukaryota, Viridiplantae, Streptophyta, Magnoliopsida, Asterales, Asteraceae. Gene Ontology annotation, molecular function: DNA binding; DNA-binding transcription factor activity.